AUUUGUGUUUUCCCGUUGCAGAUGUUGUGCUGGAGAAGGCCAUGCAUAAGUGCAUUCUGAAGCCGUUGAAGGGUCACAUCGAAGCGAUGUUGAAAGAGUUCCACACCACGGACGGUUCCUGGAAACAGCUGAAGGAAAACCUGCAGCUGGUGCGGCAGAGGAAUCCUCAGGAACUGGGCGUGUUUGUUCCCACACCGGACUUUGUGGACGUUGAAAAGAUUAAAGUCAAGUUCAUGACUAUGCAGAAGAUGUAUUCACCUGAAAAGAAAGUCAUGCUGCUGCUGAGAGUUUGCAAAUUGAUUUACACCGUUAUGGAGAAUAACUCAGGGAGGCUGUAUGGAGCUGAUGACUUCUUGCCUGUGUUGACAUAUGUGCUAGCACAGUGUGAUAUGCUGGAGCUGGACACUGAGAUCGAAUACAUGAUGGAGUUGCUGGAUCCAUCCUUGCUGCAUGGAGAAGGAGGCUACUACUUGACAAGUGCUUAUGGAGCGCUGUCACUGAUCAAGAACUUCCAGGAAGAACAAGCUGCCCAGCUGCUCAGCUCGGAGGCCAGAGACACUCUCCGGCAGUGGCACAAGAGGAGGACGACAAACAGGACAAUACCUUCGGUCGAUGACUUUCAGAACUACCUUCGUGUUGCAUUCCAGGAAGUUACCAGCGGCUGUACGGGAAAGACUUUGCUAGUAAGGCCAUAUAUCACUACCGAAGACGUGUGUCAGCUUUGUGCCGAGAAGUUUAAAGUGGCAAAUCCAGAAGAAUACAGGCUGUUUCUUUUUGUCGACGACACCUGGCAGCAGCUGACAGAGGAUACGUACCCGCAGAAGAUCAAGGCGGAGCUGCACAGCCGUCCGCAGCCCCAGGUCUUUCACUUUGUCUACAAGCGCGUUAACAGCGACCCGUACGGGGCCGUCCUCCAGAACAGCAGUGACUCGGCCGCUUAAAACCAGCAACCUGUCGUUUUCAUGUCUGUUCCUCGGUAAUUGUUACAAAUGUCUUUGUUGAGUGCCUUCCUUAGGAGCUCACACAGGCCUUACACCUGAAGUGCCAGCACGUCUGAGGAGACAGCCCAGGAGGCCGUGUGCCUUGUACCACGGGCUCUUCUGCAGCGUGUUCUCCCGUGGCCCUUGACAGGUCUCGGCCGUAAGCGUGCAAAAUACGAUUUUCUUCCGCUCGUUGUUUCUACAGCCGUCAUCCGGAUUCGAGUCCGAGCGCGAGACAAGCGUGUCCGUUCGAACGGGGCAGGACGAGCUCGGUUCCACCUGCGGGAGUUCGACAAGACCGUCCGAUGCAGGGCAUCAGUUCAUUCAGCGUUACCUGGAUGGUUGCAUCCUUGUCUAAUGGUUUUGAUUACAGAAAAUCAUCAUGUUUAUAUAAAUAGAUAUUUUAUAGCAGUUGCAGGUAAACUGUCAGGGUUGGUUUUUGAAAUAUUUUUUUAACUAUAAAAUAUUCUAUAAUUAUGCAUGUGAUUUUUAACAUUUAAUACACAAGAAUAAAUCUCUUGCUGGUUUUAGAGUCUUGCA
This is a messenger RNA of Catharus ustulatus (Swainson's thrush), 1520 nucleotides long. Its product is annotated as ras and Rab interactor 2-like. Gene Ontology annotation, biological process: vesicle-mediated transport; signal transduction. The record is from RefSeq and is a predicted model, not a curated record. Bases 42 to 941 code for a protein of 299 amino acids. Lineage: Eukaryota; Metazoa; Chordata; Aves; Passeriformes; Turdidae. Gene Ontology annotation, molecular function: guanyl-nucleotide exchange factor activity; small GTPase binding. Gene Ontology annotation, cellular component: cytosol; endocytic vesicle. The transcript is spliced from 4 exons.